Glarea lozoyensis ATCC 20868 is the source of this 2343-nucleotide messenger RNA. RefSeq names its product Protein kinase-like (PK-like). The record is from RefSeq and is a predicted model, not a curated record. Bases 1 to 2343 code for a protein of 780 amino acids. Lineage: Eukaryota; Fungi; Ascomycota; Leotiomycetes; Helotiales; Helotiaceae. Gene Ontology annotation, molecular function: ATP binding; protein serine/threonine kinase activity. Gene Ontology annotation, cellular component: cytoplasm. Gene Ontology annotation, biological process: intracellular signal transduction; protein phosphorylation. The transcript has 4 exons.
AUGGUGACUGGUAUGCAGACGGCAAGGAAUAAGGCUGAAGCGCAAGGUCGAAAAGCAAAGAGAGUUCUCGUCGAAAGAUCUCCGGACGGUGGGGAACUACUCCCUUGGGCGCUUGAUUGGGAAGGGCUCGUUUGGGAAAGUGUACCUGGCAUCGCACAAACUUACAAAUGGAUCGAAGGUUGUGCUCAAAUCAGCGAACAAAGACGAUUCAAAUCUCGCGCGAGAGAUACACCACCACCGUCAAUUCCUCCAUCCACAUAUCGCCCGACUGUACGAGGUGAUGAGCUUUACAAUUAUUUAUUAAAUCAUGGGCCACUACCAGUCGAGAAGGUGCAGCGCAUCUUUACACAAUUAGUCGGCGCGGUUUCAUACGUACACAACUCUUCGUGCGUUCACCGCGAUCUGAAGCUCGAAAAUAUCCUACUGGACAAAAACGAGAAUGUCAAAUUGGUUGACUUUGGUUUUACACGGGAAUAUGAAGGGAAAGCCAGCUACCUUCAAACUUUCUGCGGAACUGUUUGCUAUAGCGCUCCGGAGAUGCUGAAAGGGGAGAAGUAUGCUGGAGAAAAGGUCGACGUGUGGAGUUUGGGUGUCAUUUUGUAUGCCCUUCUAUGUGGCGAGCUGCCUUUCGACGACGACGAUGACAAUAUAACGAGAACAAAGAUAUUGACGGCCGAUCCCAAGUGGCCGGAUCAUAUAACGCCUGACGCCAAGUCAUUAUUGAAUAGCUUACUUUCGAAACGGCCACUUAUUAGACCAGCCUUGUCAGAUAUUCUAACCCAUCCAUUCUUAGCAGACUACGCGCCUCAGCAACAAGCAAUUCUAAAGAUACAGCAGCCGGCUCCAUUCACUACUGAGCUGGAGAAGGAGACUCUGGAAAGAAUGCGUAGUGCAGGGGUAGAUAUUGACAAGGUUAUUGAGAACGUCCUAGCAAGGCGAUGUGAUGCUCUGGCAGGCUGGUGGUCGUUGCUUAUCGAAAAGGAAGAACGCAAACAGAUUCGUAGAGAGAGGAAGCGGAGAGAACGGGAAUCCGAAAGCAGAGCAUCGAGAAGACUGAGUGGAGCAAGUAGUCGUUUAGAACGCAUGGCGCCGAUCUUGACCGGUGUAGAUGAAGAGGGACAUGAAAUCAGACUUAGCGAGCCACCUAGGAGUAGAGGCAGGAAAGAGAGGCGAAGUGCGCAUUAUCCAGAGCUGAUUCUCACGGGUCUGCCAGGAUUACCAGAGAAUGCUCAGCUUGACUCUCCGGAUGUUGCAAAUCCUCCUCCGCCAAUCGAAAAGGACUCGAUACGAUCAGCAAGUUCAUCUCGACAUCGAAGACCAAUUCCUCCACCUAAAGAGGGAUUAUUACGAUCCGCGAGGUCAAGGGGUAGUACACUCCAACUUGUUACGCAUAACCCAGACUUAUUAUCUCCACACACAAAUGGUGGUGGAUCACCGAGACCGCAGCGAAGGAAACACCAGCAUGCUUUCAUCAAUCAACUUGCUCAUUGGAAGCAUUGGCUACUCGACAAUGCCAAACGUGCCAAAUCACCUGGAAAGAAAGCAACUCAAUCCACGCCUGACUUACUUACCAAAUCGGCUGGCAGUUCUAGGACAGGACCUGAUCUGAGUCCACGGCCAAAUACUUCAAAGACGCGCGAGACUUCGAGACCGCCUUUACUACCAGCACCACUGAGUCACCCUCCUAUACCGCGCGUAUUUAAUACACCAAACAAUAAGCGGCAUUCAUUGUCACCGGCUCCAUUAACACCUAGGUCUGCCUUUCGACGAUCAAGCACAGGAUUGCGUGGGCGGAAAUCCACGUCUUCGUCUGUUUCCUCGAUUCGGACAAUCCAUCAUCACCACCAUAGCCACUCCAAAGCUUCCUCGACCUCCUCAAAUGGCUCGGUUUCGACUAGCAAGAUCUCAGUGCCGACUCGAAGCCCUCAUCAUUCCGUGAAAGUGCUCCCAGCGACGCCGACGACAGGCUCAUUUCCUUCCAACAUCCGAGUGGUGCGACAGCCACCGGUAUCCUCAUUCAACGAAGCAGUAUCUUGGGGCAACAACGGCUCCUCGAACAGCGUCUUCGGCGGUGGCCUAGUAUUCGCGAAACGCAAAAAGAACCUCUUCAAAGGGCCCAACCUCAACACGUCCUCACCUGGCCCCAGCGGCAGUGGUACCAGAACCGGCAGUCACAGCCGCAGCACCAGUUUAGCCGGACGCAGGAGCGGCGAAAUCAUCGAAGAGGAAGACGAGGAUGAGAUUGAGGAGGUCGAUGCGUUUAGUCCCAUCACCGACGAUCUUGCCGAGGAAACAAUCUUCCCGCCUGGCGAAACGCCGGUGCAGACGCCAAAACUUAGUUAA